AUGUCGAGUGGAUUGGGAUUGAAGGAUCAAGCUAUAGAUAAGGCGGGUCCAAGAGACACUGAGGCACCAGGGACCAAGGCCAAGCGGCUCAGAGGCGCAAUAGGCAAAGGUGCUGAAGUCGUGGAUGAGGGCACCAUAGGCCCUGAGGCAAGCGAGGGCACCAAGACAGCAGGUGAAGGCACCAAGGGUGUCAUGGCAGGCGCGAGUGCUAAGGUAAUAGGCGAGGGCGCGAGUAGGGGUGCAGGCAAGGGCAAAAGCGUCGUGGCAGUGAAGGAGUUGCACACGAAGCUAGGUGCUGGGCAAGCAAUGAGAAGUGAUGGAGAUAGUGUUCCCCCACAUCCACAACGACGCAAGUAUUGUGGUAAGGUGGUUGCUGAUGACGAUGACUCUAAGGAGUUGCACACGAAGCUAGGUGCUGGGCAAGCAAUGAGAAGUGAUGGAGAUAGUGUUCCCCCACAUCCACAACGACGCAAGUAUUGUGGUAAGGUGGUUGCUGAUGACGAUGACUCUAAGACUGCAGAAGCUGUGAACCCAAAAGCGUAUCCAUUGGCUGACUCUCAGCUGACCAUAACUAUACUGGACCUUGUUCAACAAGCUGCCAAUUACAAACAGCUGAAGAAGGGUGCUAAUGAAGCCACUAAGACACUGAACAGAGGAAUUUCGGAGUUUGUGGUAAUGGCGGCGGAUACUGAGCCUCUUGAAAUCCUUCUUCAUCUUCCACUCCUUGCUGAAGAUAAGAAUGUGCCCUAUGUUUUUGUGCCUUCAAAGCAAGCUCUUGGUCGAGCAUGUGGAGUUACAAGACCAGUGAUUGCUGCUUCUGUGACAAGCAACGAGGGAAGUCAGUUGAAAUCUCAAAUACAGCAACUCAAGGAUGCCAUUGAGAAGCUCCUGAUCUAG
Ilex paraguariensis (yerba mate) is the source of this 897-nucleotide messenger RNA. Lineage: Eukaryota; Viridiplantae; Streptophyta; Magnoliopsida; Aquifoliales; Aquifoliaceae. The record is from the annotation of a GenBank genome assembly.